Andrographis paniculata is the source of this 573-nucleotide messenger RNA. RefSeq lists its product as uncharacterized. The coding region runs from base 112 to 336 and encodes 74 amino acids. The transcript has a single exon. The record is from RefSeq and is a predicted model, not a curated record. Lineage: Eukaryota; Viridiplantae; Streptophyta; Magnoliopsida; Lamiales; Acanthaceae.
UUAUAAUUCCGCCAUUGAAUAUAAGAGCAAUAACUUCCGGUGCGGUGAGGCGAGUUCAGUUCCCAAUUCCCUCUCUCUCUGAGACUGAGUAAGGUUUGAAGCAGCGGAGACAUGUUCCUUGUGGCCAUAGUGGCGGAGCUGCUGGAGGAGUACACGGUGGUGGUCACGCGCGUGCUGGAGCACAUCCUGCACGACGCGCCGCUCCCCUUCCCCCGCCGGGUGCGUUUCCUUAUUCUACGAAAUCUCCCCUUCGCUUCUCCUCCUUCCCUUCAUUCUUCGCACCGCCUCCCCACUAUUAAUAAUUCCUCCGCCGAUCGUCUCCUUCAGCCGCUGUGAAUGUAAUAUGAAUCUGUACAUUCCUGACCUGUGUACUCUCGGUUUGGUUUUUUUUUUUUUUUUUUUGAAUUCUAAUACGAUGUUGUUGAUUGGGAUGAGAUUCGGAUAAAUCUGAUUUUUGUAAAUUGAGAUAGAUUGGCAGUGUAUCCUGUUAGUACUUUCUGUAGUUGUGAGUAAUCAAUCUGUAGAGUUAUGGAUCCAAAUUUUGAUUUACCCUUGCUUGUUUGUUGCUGCGAA